This is a messenger RNA of Ectocarpus siliculosus, 2567 nucleotides long. NCBI's taxonomy places the organism in Eukaryota, Phaeophyceae, Ectocarpales, Ectocarpaceae. The record is from the annotation of a GenBank genome assembly.
AUGGCUUCGUCGAGGCUGAACGGUGCCGACGUCUCUGAGGACUUGACUCAGGUCAACGGCGCGGCAGCCAUGCCCCCUCCGGUUGCGGCAAACACUGCUAGGACGGCCCAGCAGCGAGGGUUUCCGGCAACUCUUUCGCUAGGAGCGCCCCGCCAUCGGCCCGGGACUGACGGUUACACGACGAAGGGAAACGUGGAGGUUUCUUGCAAGGUGAUGGACGUGCCCCACGCCGAGGAGUGCGUGGAAGACCUCGUCCACGCCCUCGACUCGAGGAGAGGCGUUCUGCUCACGUCCUCGUACGAGUUCCCCGGCCGCUACGCGCGCUGGACGCUGGGCUUCUCGGACCCGCCGCUGGAGCUGUCGGGCACUGGGCGAGACUUCAGGGUGCGAGCGCUCAACGACAGUGCGCGAUGCCUAUCCCCGUUUUCGCAGGAGGAACGCAGCAAGCAGCCGUCGCUGUUCAGCGUCGUGAGGGCCGCGGUUGACCUGUUCUACUACGAGGGGGACCCGCAGCUAGGACUGUACGGCGCGUUCGGCUACGACCUUACCUUCCAAUUCGACUCUAUCCCCCUUAAGCACGAGAGAGAUGGAUCCCAGAAGGACUUGCUUCUCUACCUCCCGGACAAGAUGCUAGUAGUGGACCAGGACAAGCGGGACGCGUGGAGCAUCGAGUACGACUUCGCGUACGGGGGCGCGACGACGGAGGGGCUUCCUCGAGAGGGCGAGGUGGUUGCCUACAAGCCGUCCGACAAGCCGGGGGACAGGGACACGCCGCCAGGGGACUACGCCAAAAAGGUGGACAAGGCUAAGCAGGAGUUUAAGGUCGGCAACUUGUUUGAGGUGGUCCUGAGCCAGACUUUCAAGAAGCCGUGCACGUCCAGCCCCGCGAAAGUCUUCCGACGACUACGGAAGAGAAAUCCCUCCCCCUACGGCUUCCUCAUCAACUUGGGGGACCAGGAAUAUCUUGUCGGCGCUUCCCCCGAAAUGUUCGUCCGCUGCGAGCGCACGCGGCACGGCAUCCGCGUGGAGACGUGUCCUAUCUCCGGCACGAUCGAGAGGGGCGCCAACCCGCUAGAGGACGCCCAGAAGAUUCGGUCUCUGCUGAGCAACAAGAAGGAGGAGUCUGAGCUCACCAUGUGCACCGACGUCGACAGGAACGACAAGAGCCGUAUCUGCGAGCCCAGCUCGGUUCGAGUCCUCGGCAGGCGACAGAUCGAGAUGUACUCGAGGCUUAUCCACACCGUUGACCACGUCGAAGGGUACCUCCGGAAAGGUUUCGACGCCUUGGACGCGUUCUUGUGCCACACCUGGGCAGUGACGGUUACCGGCGCGCCCAAGACGUGGGCCAUCCGCUUCGUCGAGCAGAACGAAGCCAGUCCUAGGGCCUGGUACGGUGGAGCGGUUGGUCUCGUCGGGUUUGACGGGCACCUCAACACCGGCCUCACGCUCAGGACCGUCAGGGUUAAGGACGGCAUCGCAGAGGUACGUGCGGGAGCGACUCUUCUGUUCGACUCCGAGCCUGCCCUGGAGGAGGCGGAGACCGAACUCAAGGCUAGCGCGAUGAUCGACGCCGUGACAAGGGGCGACCCGCAGCCCGGGGCCACGGGAUCGGAGGAGGCGUUUAAGACGUCUAUCAGCACCGGGGUCGGGAAGUCUGUUCUCCUCGUGGAUCACGAGGAUUCCUUCGUGCACACGCUCGGCAACUACCUUCGACAGACGGGGGCGGAGGUGAGCACUGUCCGCAGUGGAGACCCCCUGGUGGCGUACCUCCGGGGGGUUCGCAAGGGGAAGCAGCCCUACCCUGACCUGGUGGUGCUCUCGCCGGGCCCCGGUAACCCGUCGGACUUCGGUUUGUCCGGCACCAUCCGAGAGAUGUUGGACCUCAAGGUGCCGGCGUUCGGGGUUUGUCUGGGGCUGCAAGGCAUCGUCGAACACUUCGGGGGAGAGCUUGCUGUGUUGGAUUAUCCUAUGCACGGGAAGCCGUCGACGGUGUCGUUAGUUGACCGUGACUCGCACUCUCGGGCAAUAUUUGAAGGAGUUCCAGACUCCUUCGAGGUUGCUCGGUACCACUCUCUCUACGGAGCGAGGGAGGAGAUGCCGGACGUCCUGAGGCCGACGGCGGAAACAGCGGACGGGGUAAUUAUGGCGAUCGAGCACAAGGAGCUUCCUUUCGCCGCCGUGCAGUUCCACCCGGAAUCCAUCCUCACGGACCCUAGGACGGGAUUGACCAUCCUCGCCAACUGCUUCCGCCACUUGCGAUACGACGACGCCAAGAACGAGCAGUAGGGACAGGGACAAGGUGUGUAACCUUUUCGCUUCCGGCAGGCCGCGUGAGCGAGGUGGGGGCGGGGAACGACAUCAGGUACUCCUACCGCUGCAGCAGGAGCAGCUGCAAGCACUACGGCAGUGCACGCCCGGCCGACUUGCGGGCAGGGCGGGGGGGGGGAACUCUUAGGCUAUCCUAUUGCACCGCGAACACGUCAGCAAAGGACGAGGUUACUCACUCGCGAGGAUGUGACCUCCGUCAAGUGCUCUCUGUCGGAAGGGCUGUUGUCAUUGGUGCUGGG